AUGAUUUUAUUUCUAAUUUUAGUUAAGUUCAUAGAAGGAAUUAUUAUUAAGGAAGUGACUGACAAAAACUAAACAAAGAAAUUUCAUUUGGAUAGAGCAACAACAAUAAUCACAAUGCCUCGAGCAGCGGAUUCUAUUUUAAUUGAAAAUCAAAACGAUAGCUACUGUUGGUCUCAACAGCCAGCUGUCAAAACUGAGACAAAAACAAUGAAUAUUAUUACCGAGAAAGAUCUGACUGAUUAUGUGUAUUAAGAAGAAACUCCAUUAAAUUUUGGACAAUUCAUUUCAAUGGUUCAUGUGAGGGAUGGUUUUAUAGCUAUUACUUCAAAUGCCAAGAUUUAUCAUUUGAAAUUUAACUACAAUUACAUCCAUGAAAUAUUCAGUUUUCCAGAAUAUGGAAAUCCUUAUGAAUUUGCAGGAUUUCGAUGGAAGGUAGAUUUACAGGCAUAUGCUCCAACUACAGAAGACAAAGAAGAAAUCCCUUAAAUUCUGUACCUAAAGACUAACAAUUUAGUGCUAGUGUUAUAUCCAAAUAGUGCACAGUUUUUUAGUAUGUAUGAAAUGGAUGCAAAUUCAAAACACUUAAUUUUGUACACUGCUUCAUCUUGGAAGUAGAGAAAAGAGAGAGGACUUACCAAAGAAUAUUUUGGCUAUGUUUAUAGUAGUGUGGGGAGAGAGGGUAUUGAUGUUUAUAGAGUAUCAUCGUAUGAUGUUAGAUUUGAACUAACAAUCGAUUUGAUAAGAUUAUUUCCAGAUUUUACAAAAUUGUCAGAUUUCAUUGUGAUUAAGAAAGAUCAUGAUGAGUUUCACAUGUUUAUGUUGGAUGUUGUGAUAGGAUUAAUUGAAUUGGCAAUAGAGAUUGAAGAUGGUGAAUUCAAAUACAAAGUGAGACCUGAAAUACCGAGAAAGGAGGGAGGCAUUGCAGUUGAUACAAAGAAUGGUAGAAAUGUGUUUGUUGUUUAUAAGGAGUUAUUUAGAUACUCAAUAAUUGAAUAUUUGUAUGACAAGAAUAUAGAAGGAUAUGAAAUUGUGAAUUAGCAUAUAUCUUACUAAAAGGUAGUUGGUUUGAAAGUGACAGAUGAGUUUGUUUUAAUACAAGGUUUGAUCCAUCAUUAAUUAAUUUUCUCAAAUUCUUUUAAAUUAGUUAAUCCAGACACUGAGCCAACUAUCUACACUUUGUUUGGUGUGCGUAAUUUCAUGUUUUUCGAUUAAAAUAUAACAGAUUAUCCUUUGUUAAAGAAAUUCAAUAUAACUGGGUUCCAAUAUGAUGAUUUCUUUUUUGGUGUGACUGGUUCAGGGGCAUUUUUAGUUCGAUUUAAUUUUACACCUGCAGGAGUCAAAUGCUAUAGUAACAAUGGUAAUAUUGUGAUCAACAUUUAAUAGAAACUUAAAUUUUAACUUAACAAAGUUAUUUAGUAAAAUAUAAUGUUACAUAAUUUAUCGAUGGAGAAGUAAAUAGAGACUUAGUUAUAAGACAUAGUUUUUAUUUAAAUGUUUAACUAUCCUAUCCAGAACCAAUAUUAGAAGACGAGUUAAUUAAAACCUUAAUUCUCGUUUUUGUUUUGCUAUUAGGUAAAUAAUUUUGAGAAUUUAAGUUUGUUUAUUGGCUUUAGGAUGCGUCGAGAAAGUCAGAUAGAAGCAUGAGAAUGAGAAGUUUUAGAGUCAACCUAAGACUGUAGAGAUGAUGAUUCAGUAAAACCCUUUCUCAAAAAUAAAUCAGAAGUUAAUGAGUGAAGAUUAUAAAUCAAAAUAAGACAAAAAAAAAGACAAAAAAAAAUCACAUAUGUAAUCAUAAUUGAUUUGA
Messenger RNA from Paramecium octaurelia, 1804 nucleotides. The record is from the annotation of a GenBank genome assembly. Lineage: Eukaryota; Ciliophora; Oligohymenophorea; Peniculida; Parameciidae.